GAUAUUCCUGGCUCGGUGGCCUUGCCGGUGGCACCAAUGGCAAGUGGACAAGUGAGAAUGGCAGGAUCCAUGCCUUCCAGAGGAGGAAAGCGUCGCUCUGGAAUGGACUUCGAUGAUGAAGAUGGAGAGGGGCCCAGCAAAUUUUCAAGGGAGAAUCAUAGUGAGAUUGAGAGACGCAGGAGAAAUAAGAUGACCCAGUACAUCACUGAGCUGUCUGAUAUGGUGCCCACGUGUAGUGCGUUGGCUCGUAAGCCUGACAAGCUGACGAUUCUUCGGAUGGCUGUUUCACACAUGAAGUCCAUGAGAGGCACUGGAAACAAAUCUACUGAUGGAGCUUACAAGCCUUCAUUUCUUACAGAGCAGGAACUGAAGCAUCUUAUCCUGGAGGCUGCAGAUGGGUUCCUGUUUGUAGUUGCGGCUGAGACGGGGAGAGUGAUCUACGUAUCAGAUUCAGUGACUCCUGUGCUGAACCAGCCCCAGUCUGAAUGGUUUGGCAGCACUUUGUAUGAGCAGGUUCAUCCAGACGACGUGGAAAAGCUGCGGGAGCAACUCUGUACAUCCGAGAACUCUAUGACAGGGCGAAUCCUGGACUUGAAGACUGGAACAGUAAAGAAAGAGGGUCAGCAGUCCUCAAUGAGAAUGUGCAUGGGAUCAAGGCGCUCUUUCAUUUGCAGGAUGAGGUGUGGAAAUGCUCCUCUGGAUCAUUUACCUCUGAACAGAAUAACCACCAUGAGAAAAAGAUACAGGAAUGGCCUUGGCCCAGUGAAAGAAGGUGAAGCACAAUAUGCUGUUGUCCACUGCACUGGCUAUAUCAAGGCUUGGCCACCAGCAGGAAUGACUAUACCAGAAGAAGAUGCUGAUGUGGGACAAGGCAGUAAAUACUGCCUCGUGGCAAUAGGAAGGCUUCAGGUAACCAGCUCUCCAGUGUGCAUGGACAUGAAUGGCAUGUCAGUCCCCACUGAGUUCUUGUCUAGGCACAAUUCUGAUGGAGUCAUCACCUUUGUUGACCCAAGGUGCAUCAGUGUCAUUGGCUACCAGCCCCAGGAUCUUCUGGGGAAAGAUAUUCUAGAAUUCUGCCAUCCUGAAGAUCAAAGCCAUUUGCGAGAGAGUUUCCAACAGGUGGUGAAACUGAAAGGUCAAGUCUUGUCUGUGAUGUAUCGUUUUCGUACCAAAAACCGGGAAUGGAUGCUGAUCAGGACCAGCAGCUUCACAUUUCAGAAUCCUUAUUCCGAUGAGAUUGAAUACAUCAUCUGCACCAACACUAACGUAAAACAACUUCAGCAACAGCAAGCAGAACUCGAGGUACAUCAAAGAGAUGGGCUGUCAUCCUACGACUUGUCUCAGGUGCCUGUUCCAAGUAUACCAGCUAAUGUUCAUGAGGGUGGAAAGUCAGUGGAAAAGCCUGAUGCUAUCUUCUCCCAAGAGAGAGAUCCUAGAUUUGCUGAGAUGUUUGCUGGAAUAACUGCUUCAGAUAAAAAAAUGAUGGCCUCAGCAUCCACAGCAGGAAACCAGCAGCUUUACUCACAGGGAAGCCCAUUUCAGCCAGGACACUCGGGAAAGACUUUCAGUUCAUCUGUGGUACACGUGCCUGGUGUGAAUGAUAUCCAGUCGUCUUCAUCCACAGGCCAGAACCUGACGCAGAUCUCUCGCCAGCUCAACCAGAGCCAGGUGGCCUGGACAGGAAAUCGCCCACCAUUCCCAGGCCAGCAAAUUCCAUCUCAGUCUGGCAAGGCUCAGUCAUCUCCCUUUGGGAUUGGGACAAGUCACACCUACCCAGCUGAUCCAUCAUCCUACAGCCCCCUCUCCAGCCCAGCCACCUCCUCUCCCAGCGGGAACGCCUACUCGAGCUUAGCAAACCGAAGUGCAGGGUUUGCUGAAGGUGGCCAGAGCAGCAGCCAGUUCCAGGGGAGACCUUCUGAAGUCUGGUCCCAGUGGCAGAGCCAACACCACAACCAGCAAAGCAGUGACCAGCACUCACACCCACAGCCCAGCCAGACCGAGGUGUUCCAGGACAUGCUGCCGAUGCCGGGGGAUCCCACACAGGGCACUGGCAAUUACAACAUUGAAGAUUUUGCUGACCUGGGCAUGUUUCCACCAUUUUCUGAGUAGCUUGCGAAGCAGAAAUGGAAGUUCUUCAACAAGGCCAUUUCAGUGUAAUUUUGACGCUGCUUUUUCUGUGUUGCGUUUCUGUAGAAGCUACUAAACCAGGAGACACAUUUCUCAUGUUUCAGAUAGUGGUGUAGGGCUUGCUCUCUCCUCUUUGGAGUGUGUCAGUGCCGACAGAGGAGCUCCAGCACUUGUUAGUGUUCGUU
Acanthisitta chloris (rifleman) is the source of this 2312-nucleotide messenger RNA. RefSeq names its product aryl-hydrocarbon receptor nuclear translocator 2 (gene ARNT2). Gene Ontology annotation, biological process: regulation of transcription by RNA polymerase II. The transcript has 18 exons. The record is from RefSeq and is a predicted model, not a curated record. Lineage: Eukaryota; Metazoa; Chordata; Aves; Passeriformes; Acanthisittidae. Gene Ontology annotation, cellular component: nucleus; cytoplasm; aryl hydrocarbon receptor complex. The coding region runs from base 37 to 2109 and encodes 690 amino acids. Gene Ontology annotation, molecular function: DNA-binding transcription factor activity, RNA polymerase II-specific; protein dimerization activity; RNA polymerase II cis-regulatory region sequence-specific DNA binding.